Molecule: messenger RNA, 3876 nt
Organism: Pseudozyma flocculosa PF-1
Lineage: Eukaryota; Fungi; Basidiomycota; Ustilaginomycetes; Ustilaginales; Ustilaginaceae
Exons: 1
Coding region: 1-3876 (1291 amino acids)
Source: RefSeq, a predicted model, not a curated record
AUGUUGGUUCCGCCUCAGCCCGCCUUCCUAGGCCGUAACAGCUCCGGCAGCAAGUUCACGCUCAAGAACGCCUCGAUGACUUCGCUCUCGUCGAGCAGCAACGGUCACGACGCCUACGGAUCUUGGUCUCAGGACAAGCGCAACAGCUAUAGCGGGAGCAGCCAGAGCCACCGCGGCUCCGUCGACGCCGAUGCGCGUGGCCGAGAGGCCUUCUUCAGCAACGAGCGGCGCGGCUCCUGGAAGGGCUCGGCCGACGGUUCCAGCGAUGCUGACUCUCGCUUCGAUGGCGCCCUCGACAGCAAAGGCGCUGCCAACUCGAGACGCUCAAAGUCCAAGGGCACAGGCAGCAGCGGCGGAGGCAACCCAGGGCUCACGGUGGGCACCGGCGGCAGCAUCAAGGGCCUCGGCAGGCGCCUCUUUAAGCGCAGCUCGUCGACCAACCUGAACCCGGCCUCACGGUCCCACUCGGCCUCGUCGGCCAGCACCGCGCCGAGCUCGCCCCCCUUGACGCCCACGACGCCUCCUGUGCUCCCUGUCUGUCUGCCCAACGGCAAGAAGGACUUUUUCGGAGACUCGCCCAACCUUCCACCAGUCUCUUUGACUUCGUCCGGGAAACCGCUCCAGUCCCUCAACGAGACGCUGGGCCAGAUGGAACCCCAUCCGGCGUCCUCGGAGGCCAGCUUCCGCUCACCGUCUUCGUCUCUGAGCAGAUCGCUCGCCUCGAGCCCGAUCGGCCGCAACGCCGGCCUCUAUCCCGACUCUCUCGGCGCUUCCAGUUUCAGUCUGACCUCGACCACGGCGGAAUCUUCGCCCGCCUCGAAGCCGGUCACGCUGCCCACACUACCCGAGGCCACCGCUUCCAGGUCCGACGCGCGCAGCAGCAGCAGCGGCGGCGGCGGCCAGAGCAGUAUGCCCGCACUGUUCGAGGAGGGCGGGGACGGCGACUCGGACUUUCUCCGCGCUGUUCUCAACUUUGGCGAAUCCGAAGGCGACGAUCUCGGCGCGUACUCGGGUAGAGGAGGACGGGCGGCGCCCCUGCCGCGUCGAUCGAGCUCGUUGUUCACCUCGACGGACUUUGGCGGGGCGGGGGCCUCGUCGUCGUCGCUAGCGUCGUUCAGGUACAACGGAGGCUACUCGACGUCGGCUUCGUCAUCGAUCCAGCGACGAAACGGCAAGCUGGUCAUGACGGAGGCGGCGGCAAAGGAGCUGAGCGCGGGACCCGCAUACCGUUCAAAGACGCUGCGCCCGCUCCACGUGCGUCCCGGCCUCUUUCGACGGGACUCUGACGACUCCGAGGACAGCUAUGGAGAGGAUGACAAAGAGUCCAAGGCUACCUCGCCAAUCUCGCCGACGACGCCAAUCUCGCCGACCUCGACGGCGCCACCCUCGUCUUUCAAGCAGACCCUGUCGUACUUUUCCUCCCUCGCAAAGAACAAGACCAAGCCGCCAUCGCCCCCCGAGCCUCGAGGCAGGGACGCGUCCGCGCAGGAGGAUGCCGGGCAGCAGCAGGAUGACGAGGAGGACUACGUCGUCCUGCGUCCCGGGCCACCUGGCCUCGACACGCCCUCGAAGCGGUCGCUCUACACUUGCACCCUGCUCAAAGUGCAUCCCUACCUGGCGCCCACGCUGGUCCCUUCGCUGGCCGAGACGGCAGGAGGGCUCACCAAGGCCACGGCCGAGUUGCGCUUCCCGCGUUCCAUCAACCGCGAGGACGCGCUCCGCAACCACACCAGCACUCUCGGCGUCUCGCGCAGCCUACACGCCGCAGUCGGCAGGACGAUCGUCAUGCGGAAGCUGAAGAAGCUCUCGCUGCCGAUCGAGCAGGAGGUCGAGAUCUCGUGGUUCCAGCGCAAGUACAGCACCGAGAGCGUUUCACCCGAGACGAUCCGGACCGCGCUCGCCAAGCGCCAGAUGGUGAACCCCGAAGCCCUGGCGCGACCGCCGAUCAUGACGCCGAACCUCUCCGCCGACCAGCAGGGUGCAGGAGGAGUCGGCGACGGCGACUUGGCUUCUUCGCGCCGGCUGAGCGGUAUCGUCAACCUGACACCGGGCCAGAAGCUCGCCGCUGCACCCUCUGAUCCCGAUCACAACGGCAUGAUCGUGUGGGCGCGUCGGCCGGGCUUCCUGCAGCGAUGCAGCGUGACCUUCGCCGAGGAUGCUUGCCAUCCGGGAGAUGUCGUGCUUCCAGCGGCCAUGAACUUCGCCAUCGGCGUCGGCACCGUGUUACCCGUCGUCAAGGGCUCGAAAGCCAAGCCACAGCCAAUCUCGUUCUCUCCACGAGUGCGGCUGCUCGCCGGACUGCCCUCGGUUGAGGAGGAGCGUCGCCUGCGCGCCCCGGUGCCUUCCAAGUUCCGUAGACGCGAGGCCUCGCAAAGGAUCUCCCGCGCAUUCGCUGGCGAGCCCGCGUACAGGGGCCGGAGCCGGCAGGCUUCAGCCGGUGGCACUGACGAUGGACGCCCUUCUCGGGAGCAGAGGCCGAAAGAAGCCCACAAGAAGGCUCCAGCGCCGUGGCUCGCGCCGCGCAAUCCGCAGCUGCUGGCCCCGGGCGCUUCUGUACCCCGGUCGCCAUCAAGCAGUGCCCGGUCGCCUAGUCUCUCGCCGAACCUCGACCGCGAUCCUUCUUCACGCGCAGCGCAAACCAGGACGAGCACCGGUUCGGCCGAUAGCGCCUCGGCCGCGCUCGCAGAAGGCAAAGAGGCUCAGGAUGGCCAAGAAGGUGACAGCGAUGCUGAGAGCGAGGAAGACGUGCCGCUCGGCCAGCUGCGAGACUUCCGCGCUCAUCGAGCCGCCGAGACCGAGCGCAUCCAAAAGCUGGAAGAGGAGAUCGCGCAACUCAGGCUCAAGGAGCAGAUCCGUGAACGCGAGGAGCUGGAGCGCCGCGAGCUCGAAGAGCGGACUCGGAGACUCGAGGAGGAGCGGGUACUCGAGGUCCGAAGGGCGCGCGAACAGGCUGCGAUGCAGGAAAAGGCAAAGAAGAUGCUGAUCGAGGCCAGGGAGCGGCGAGGCAACACGCGACAGUCGGUGCUGCUGUCGGCCGCCAACUACGGCGCCGGCAGCCCGCUGGUGGGCCCUCAGCCUCGUCUGGCCAAACAGGCCAGCAACUCGAACUUGACCGCCGAGACCGGUCCGGGCGCCACCUCAGACAGCCGCACCCGCAAGCUGCGCCACAGCUCCAGCCUGGCUCAGCUGUCUCCGCAAGGGGUCGAGGCGGCCUUGCGACCCGACAACGGCCUCUACGCCGUUCCGGAGCACGCCGGUUCCCGCGCAUCGUUGAUGCCGCCUGCGAUGCCGGCGCAGAGGGGCAGCAUGAUGUCGCUGGCGCCCCAUGCAGCACAGGCAUCGACGUACGCGCAGCAACAGGCCGAGGCGAAGCGCGCAUCCCUCGCACCACCGUCGCCAGUCCAGCCGCAGCAGCGCCAGUCGAUGCGGGCGUCCGAGACAACGGCCACGCUCUCGCCUCCUCGAAGCCCCAACGCGGCGGCCUUCAACGCGACGCCCGCUACCGUGAUCCCGCCGGCGAGGAGGACAUCGAUGAUGCCCAUGGCGCCCUCGUCGCCCAACCUUCACGUCUACGGCGGCGGGCAUGCGACUCCGAUGCACUCGAUGAGCAUGACCAACCUUCAGGCGCAGGCCUACCUCCAGCAGCAGCAGCAGCUCGUCCAGCAGCAGCAGCAGCAACAGCAGCACAUGCAUCUACAACAACAUCAACUGCAGCAGCAGCAGCAGCUGUACGCAGGCCAUCCCGGCGUCUCGCAGACGAUGAGGGUCAGCAGCCGACCGGGUCGCAACUCGAUGAUGCCCCAGGCACCGCUGGUCUCGCUCUACGGCAAUGCCAUCCCGCACUCGGCCUCGCAACGACCCGGCGGCUGGGUGUGA